Molecule: messenger RNA, 741 nt
Organism: Blepharisma stoltei
Lineage: Eukaryota; Ciliophora; Heterotrichea; Heterotrichida; Blepharismidae
Source: the annotation of a GenBank genome assembly
AUGCUCCAAAACAUGGAAAACGAUCAAUUCCUACAGGAAAUUUUAGAAAACAACUACCACCAGCGCAUACAACAGCUUAAAUCACUUGUUGACUUGCAGGAAACUCAAAAUAAAGGAAAAACACAAAAGGCUUAUAAGUGCAUUGUUGAUUCAAUAAAUUUUGAGAGCGGCCAAAAGAUUAUAAGGCUAUAUAAUAAAGAUUUCGAGAGGCAAAAAAAAGCGAGCUAUGUUUUAAGUCCAAGGCCUUUUAAUUUUUACAAUAACAAAUUCAAGACAUCAAGACUAAAAGAGCUUUAUGGUUGCAACUUCAAAUCACUUUUAAAGAAAGAUAAAAAAUGAAAAAGUUGCAAACCAAAUCAUGCUAAAGGUGAAAAUGGAUUUUUAUUACAAAUUUAAUGUUUUAAUUUUUAAAAAUAAAAUAAAAUAGAGAGCCAUGCUAAUUUUUUGGACCAAGAUAGCCCUCUGCACUUGCCUCCUAUUUCAAAGUUUUUGAAAUCCCCAGAAAAUAAAAAUCUGAAAAGAUCUUCAGUGCAAAAUUCUCCACGAAAAUGUAAUAAUAUGAUAUUUGGCAAUAGAAGCAAUAUAGAUUUACAUGUGCAAGGUACAAGUCAAAUACCUUUAUAUAUUAAUCGUGAUAAAAGUAAGCAUUUAUAUGAUUGCUUUUGUGGUGAUGAUUUUAAUCAUCAAUGCGAGGCCGGUGAAGAAAAUUUUGGAGAAUUGGAAGAAAAUAUAGAUAUUUAA